UCCCACAAAAAAAAAAGAGACGCUAAUGCACGGCGGCAAUGCUAAUCCCAAUCGGUGCAAGUCGCCGCGCUGCGUCCCACUCAAGCCGCCGCGCUUUGCCGGCGCAACUCCGAAGUCAAAGGCGGUGUGUCAUGCAGAACUGCGGAGGAAUGGGCCGCACCAUCGAUAAAGAGAUACUGUCGAAACGAAAACUUGUCCAAACUCUCUUCGCUCUGUUUGGUUUGGGCCUGUGAACUUUUGUCAAGAUAACAGCUCAUCCUUGUUCCCGCCAUGUCCCUCCCCUUCCCGACCCGUCAGCUUUACUACGACGGCCAGGUGCGCGCCGCUUCGUCCGGCAAGACCUUCCAAACCGUCAACCCCGCCACUGCAACCCCGUUGGCCGACAUCCAGGUCGCCUCCAACUCGGAUAUUGACGCUGCGAUUGCGGCUGCAGAGCGUGCCUUCCAGGUCUGGUCAAAAACGACCUAUAUUGCUCGCGCCCGUAUCUUGCAGAAGGCUGCUGCUUUGUUGCGCGAGCGCAAUGAUGAGAUUGCUCGUGUAGAGACUCUAGACUCGGGCAAGGCCUUUACGGAGACGAGUACCGUGGACGUUGUGACAGGUGCCGAUGUGCUGGAGUACUAUGCCAACUUUAUCGGUGGUGGUGGUUUGAACGGCGAGACGACACAGCUGCGUGAGGAUGCCUGGGUGUAUACCAAGAAGGCACCCUUGGGUGUCUGCGCCGGCAUUGGUGCUUGGAACUAUCCUAUUCAGAUUGCCCUUUGGAAAUCCGCUGCUUGCUUGGCCGCCGGUAACACCAUGGUCUACAAGCCUAGCGAGUUCACCCCUCUCCACGGCGAGACCCUCGCCCAGAUCUAUACCGAAGCCGGCGUACCUGCUGGUGUCUUCAACGUGGUCAACGGAGCCGGCGAUGUCGGUGCUUACCUGACCGCCCACCCUAUGAUCGCCAAGGUCUCCUUCACCGGCCAGGUAGCAACCGGUAUGAAGGUCGCCGGUGCCGCCAGUGGCAAGAUGAAGUACGUGACCAUGGAACUGGGCGGCAAGAGCCCUUUGAUCGUGUGCCCGGACGCCGACCUCGAGAGCGCCGUCGACGGCGCCAUGAUGGCCAACUUCUACAGCACCGGCCAGGUCUGCACGAACGGUACCCGCGUGUUCGUGCCCCGGUCCUUGAAGGCCGCUUUUGAGAAGCGUCUGCUCGAGAAAAUCGCCUUUGUGCGGGCAGGCCCACUCUUCGAUAAACAGACCAACUUCGGCCCCCUCAGCUCGGAGAUCCACUAUAACAAGGUUGUCGAAUAUAUCCGCCACGGUAUCGAAAGUGAUCGCGCAACCCUACUGGCCGGUGGUCCCGGGAAGCCCGACGUCCCCCAGGACCUUCAGGCCGGAUACUGGGUGAAGCCAACCGUCUUCACCAACUGCAAUGACGACAUGCGCAUCGUCAAGGAAGAGAUCUUCGGCCCCGUCAUGUCUAUUUUGUCUUACGAUACCGUCGAGGAAGCCGUGCGCCGCGCCAAUGCCACGGAGAUGGGUCUGGCGGCGGGUGUUUUCACAAAGGACCUUAACCAGGCCCACAAGGUGAUCGACCAACUGCAGGCCGGUAUCACCUGGGUCAACACCUGGGGUGAGAGCCCCGCCGAGAUGGCUGUCGGUGGCUGGAAGAAGAGCGGUCUGGGCGUCGAGAAUGGCCACAAGGGUAUUGAGGCUUGGCUGCAGAAUAAGAGCACCCUUGUUGAUAUGAGUGGGGCCGUGGCCACGGUCUUUGCCAAGCUUUAGGGAAGAGAGUGUUUCUCUACUUGGUUCUGUUUCUAAUAUAUACGACGUGAUGUGCGCAAAUCGGGGGGUUCAGGUCAUUUCCGGAUAGAUCGAAUGCGUUUUUAAAAGCUUUGGUUGCGCUUGGUAUGAAGCAUGCAAUAUUAUACGACAUCUUCGCCCUUUCAAAGCGAAUUGAAUAAAUAGUAUACUGGACGUUUCUGAUA
Messenger RNA from Penicillium brasilianum, 1970 nucleotides. NCBI's taxonomy places the organism in Eukaryota, Fungi, Ascomycota, Eurotiomycetes, Eurotiales, Aspergillaceae. The record is from the annotation of a GenBank genome assembly.